Neurospora crassa OR74A is the source of this 2333-nucleotide messenger RNA. Its product is annotated as cytochrome P450 monooxygenase. Bases 411 to 2075 code for a protein of 554 amino acids. The transcript has 2 exons. The record is from RefSeq and is a predicted model, not a curated record. NCBI's taxonomy places the organism in Eukaryota, Fungi, Ascomycota, Sordariomycetes, Sordariales, Sordariaceae. Gene Ontology annotation, molecular function: iron ion binding; monooxygenase activity; heme binding.
CCAAGCAUGGGCCCCGAAACUCCACCAUUUUUAGAUAUUGGUCCUGCACUGAUACGGGGCGCGGGGAGGGGGGGCGGACAAUGACCGGGGAUUGACGGCAACGAACUCUUCGAAGAACAACCCUACCCGCACUCAGAUCUUGGAUGGUUCUUUGGCAAUUCUGCUUUUUGCGUAAUGCUGCCAACAGUGCCGUUGACCCAGUCGCAGUGCAACAGACGGCGGAAAGCGAGAUGCCGAGAGCCGAUCAUCCCCCUCCCCCAUGUUUUGCUAACCAAGGGGCUAUAAUUUGAUAUAUAAAAGUACAAAACCACCUGACGACGGAGGUUUGUUUGGACUUGCUGUUGAAUGAUCGAUACCUGUGUCUAACAUUUCAAGUGUUGUCUACACCUGGAUCAACAAUAUCAUCAAUCAUGUCAUCACAAACGUUCUUCCUCGUUGGCGACGGGCCAUCAACUGCCCGCGGCAUCGUUGUCGAUCCCAAGUGGAAGCUUGAGGAGCUCAAGAGGGCUGUUGGUCUUGCCCACCAUAUUGCUGUGCCCACCGGCAUCACCUUCCACUUUGACGCCGAUGACGAACAGGAGCUCAAGACCGUCGAGGACGUCCUCAGGGCUUCUGGUCCUGUCGCCUGCAGAAUCGAUGGCAACCCUGUCCGCGACCCCCAGGGCCCCGAGGGUCUCCCCAUCGUCGGCUCCUACUAUGAAAUCUUCCCCGACCAUUUGGGCAACCACUACAGAUUGUUCCGCAAGUACGGCCAUGUCAUCAAGACCACCAACAUGGGCAGGACCAACUACCUGACCGACGACCCGGCCGUGGCGCUCGUGGCCCUCGCCGAGUCGGCCUACUUCACCAAAAAGAUCACCGAGGAGCACCCCCUCUUCGGCAUCAAGGACAACUCUGCCAUCUUCAUCGGCGACACCGAGACCGAGAACUGGCGUCUGGCCCACAAGUUCCUGCCGCCCGCCAUGGGUCCCAAGGCCGUCCGCCACUACACGCCUCUGAUGCAGGAGUGCGUGCGCGGCUCCUUCAAGAUCUUUGACGAGCUCGACAGCCGCGGCGAGUCCUGGAACGUGUACCAGUACAUGGUCAAGCUGGCCUCGCAAACGGUCGGCAAGUUCGCCAUGGGUAUCGACUACCACCACUUUGACGCCGUCGACACGCCGGUGCACUCCCUCGUCACCAACAUCGUCAAGCUGCUGGCGCUCAACAAGAAGGUCACGGCGCGCGGCAGUUGGUACCAGCAGCUGCCCUUUGGCGACCCGGCUAGGCUGCGUGAGAUCCGCCAGAUCACGUACGGCCAGUUAGCCGAAACCAUCGAAGCCGCGCCCAAGUCCGGCAUCGAGAACCUCCCGCUCAACGAGGCCGCCACCAAGGCCUCGUGCGUGGCCGACUACCUGCUCAACGCCGUCGACGAAAAGGGCGAGCACUUCCCCAAGGGCCUGAUCCUGUCCAACAUGCUCGUCGUCACCGGCGCCGGCUACACCACCACUUCCGCUCUCUUGUCGUGGUGCAUCUACUGCAUCGUCACCUACCCCAAGAUGCAAGACCGGCUGCUCCAAGAACUCAUCGACCACGGCAUCAAUAGCGAAACCGACUGGGAUCCCGACCUGGCGCACUCACUCCCCUUCCUCGACGCCUUCCUCAAGGAAACCCAGCGGCUGCACAACGCCUCGUUCCAGCCCGGCCGCACCACCAAGACGGACGUCGUGCUCCCCGGCGGCUUCCGCCUGCCCGAGAACGUCAUCAUGAUCCCGGCGCUGUACGCCAUCCACACCAACCCGGAGCACUGGCACGACCCGUUCCGCUUCGACCCGGACCGCUGGGACACGGAGGAGGUCAAGAGCCGUCACCGCGGCGCCUACAUGCCCUUUGCCACGGGCCCGCGGUCGUGCAUUGGCUUCAACUUUGCGCUGCUAGAAAUCAAGGUCCUCUUGUCGGAGCUGGUGUACAGGUACAAGUUUGCGAGAGAAGGGUUUGAGGCCAUCGAGUAUGAUCCCGAGUUCCAGCUUAUCAGGCCGCUUAACUUGUACGUGACUGCCAAGAGGAGGACCGAGUGGCCUGCUAAGAGCAGCGCGUAAGUAGGUAGGUAGGUAGGCGGGCGGGAUAGUGAGAUACUGGUGAUGAUUUGAUGGUUGUGGGGGUUGACUUUUUCGUGUCUCGUGUCGUUGCAUCUAGGGGGCAUUUUGUCGGUGUUGUUGUUCGGUUAAAAAUUGCAUCUAGAUCUUUUCCUGUCUGUCUGCAUUCUUAGUGGGCGGGUUUUCUUGUUGUACAUACAUAUAUCUUUACUUCUCUUCUGGCCCUUCCCAGUGCAGUCGACCUGGAAUGGAAAAUCGGGU